AUGCCUUCUCGUCUUCCAAAGAUCGACAUCUUCAUCGAUCGCGGUGGUACCUUCACGGACUGCAUUGGUAUCCCUGAACGAGAGAGCGGCGACGAGAUCGUCGUCAAGCUUCUGUCGGUUGACCCGUCAAAUUAUGAAGAUGCUCCGACUGAAGGCAUUCGGCGGAUCCUUGAGAUCUUCACAGGGACGCCAAUUCCCCGGAAGGGGAGACUUGAUACCUCUCGGAUUGGAAUAAUCCGCAUGGGAACGACCGUUGCUACAAACGCCCUACUUGAGAGAAAAGGCGAACCUUCCGCACUCUUGAUUACACAAGGAUUCAAGGAUCUUCUUGCAAUUGGCUACCAGGCAAGACCGAAGUUAUUCGACCUUGCCAUUUCUAAACCGGAUGUUCUUUACUCCGAGGUGGUGGAAGUCGAGGAACGUGUCACGAUGGAAGAUUCAACUAAGGACCCGUUGCCAGCGGGUUCCUUUGACGUAGCUUCAGAUCCUGCUCUGAGAGUAGGCAAAAGUGGAGAUGUGGUCCGCAUACUCACGCCCCUCAAUGUUGAGAAGACUGCGCAGUCGCUGAAGGAGCUCUAUGCCAAAGGUUACCGUAGCAUUUGCAUCUGCCUUGCGCACAGUUACAGUUUCCCAGACCACGAAGAAGCUGUCAGAGACCUUGCCGCAAAGGAAGGCUUCACAAGUAUAUCUGUGUCAUCGACACUGAUUCCCAUGAUCAAACUCGUGUCACGUGGUAUGAGCGCCACCGCCGAUGCCUACCUCACUCCAGAGAUCAAGAAGUACAUCCAGGGCUUCAGAAAAGGAUUUGCAGACGACUUGCAGAAGACAAGAUGCGAGCUCAUGCAGAGUGAUGGCGGUCUAAGCAGCAUUGAUCGGUUCUCUGGACUGCGGGCAAUCCUGUCUGGACCGGCUGGGGGGGUUGUCGGCUAUGCCAGAACUAGUUAUCACGACGAUGAUGGUGUCCCGGUGAUUGGAUUUGACAUGGGCGGAACAUCAACAGACGUCAGUCGCUACGGUGGCGCUUUCGAACAUGUGUUUGAAACCACCACUGCUGGCGUCACUAUUCAAUCUCCUCAGCUAGACAUCAAUACCGUUGCUGCAGGCGGUGGUAGCAUCCUUGCUUUCAAAAAUGGCCUGUUCGCCGUGGGACCCGAAAGCGCAGGCGCUCAUCCCGGCCCUGCAUGCUACCGAAAAGGGGGCCCAUUGACAGUAACAGAUGCUAACCUCUUCCUCCAUCGACUUCUACCCGAAUACUUCCCUUCGAUCUUCGGUCCCACUGAAGAUCUUCCCCUGGACUAUGAGGUUACUAAAAAGAAAUUCAUUGCCCUAACACAACAAAUCAAUGACGAGACCGGAGGUAACAUGACUCCUGAAGAAGUGGCUCUCGGGUUCCUGGGCGUGGCAAAUGAGGCCAUGUGCCGUCCUAUUAGGGCCUUGACUGAAGCAAAGGGAUUUGAUGUUUCCGCUCAUAGACUGGCGGUGUUUGGGGGAGCAGGUGGACAGCACGCAUGCUCAAUUGCUGACAAACUAGGUAUCCAUACUGUUGUCAUGCAUAGAUACUCUAGUAUUCUAUCGGCAUAUGGUAUGGCAUUAGCCAGUUUAGUUCAAGAAGUCCAGGAGCCAGCAUCACUCAUCCUAUGUCCGGAAACAACGAGUGAAGUAUCAGCCAGGUUUCAGAAACUUCAAAGCCGAGCUGCGGAAGAGCUUUUCAACCAAGGUGUUUCCCGGGAUCAAGACAUUGAGAUGCAACUCUUCCUCAAUCUCCGUUAUGACGGAAGCGACACACAGAUGAUGAUUCGCCAGCCAGAGGACGGCGAUUUCAAGACUGCUUUUGAAACCAAACACAAACGAGAAUUCACAUUCCUCUUUCCCAACAAGAAUAUUCAUAUCGACGACAUUCGAGUGCGUGCCGUGGCUAGGGAAAAUGAGCGACAGAUGGGAAACAUUUUUGAGGACUUGGCAAAUCAGCAAGAGGUUCCUCUACAAAGCUCCAACGAGCUCGUGAAGACAUAUUUCAGUGAUGGUGGAUGGCGGGAUACCCAAGUUUUCAAGCUGUCAGACCUUACACCUGGAAACCAUGUUCGUGGCCCGGCAAUAAUCAUCGACAAGACUCAGACUAUUGUUGUUACACCGACAUCAUCAGCAAGAGUGCUUGAGCACCACGUCAUCCUCCAAGUAGGGGUGGAGAGGAGCCUGAAGACUGCCCUCACGACAACCCCUACCAUACCGGAUCCAAUUCAGCUUUCUAUCUUCAGCCAUCGGUUUAUGUCAAUUGCUGAGCAGAUGGGAAACACGCUACAGAAGACGGCAGUGAGUAUUAAUAUCAAGGAAAGACUUGACUUUUCUUGUGCUAUCUUUGGCCCGGAUGGUGGUUUAGUAGCCAAUGCACCUCACAUCCCUGUUCACCUUGGAAGCAUGCAGUACGCGGUCAAGUAUCAGCAUGACAAGCAUGGGGCGACACUCAAACCGGGUGAUGUUCUUGUGUCCAAUCAUCCUAUUGCUGGUGGUACCCAUCUUCCCGAUAUCACAGUGAUCACUCCCGUCUUCAGUCCGAAGGGGGAAAUCAUAUUCUACACAGCAUCAAGGGGACAUCAUCGAGACAUUGGUGGCUUCGGCGGCAUUUCUGGAAACGCAAACGCGACUGAAAUUUGGCAAGAGGGCGCAUCUAUCAUUUCCUUCAAGCUCGUAUCCAACGGAGUAAUGGAUGAGGAGGGCAUCACCAAGAUCUUAGUCGAGGAGCCGGCACAAUACCCUGACUGCGUAGGCAGCAUGAACAUCAAAGAUAAUCUUUCAGAUCUGAAAGCACAAGUAGCUGCUAACGCCAAAGGUGCCCUGCUUAUCGAGGAUCUGUUCGAGUAUUAUGGACAGGAGGUUGUACAGUACUAUAUGCAUGCUAUCCGGAAAACGGCUGAGAUGGCCGUUCGCAACUUCCUGAAGCAGACAGCCAAAUCGGCACCGGGAAGGACUCUCAAAGCAGUGGAUUACUUGGACAACGGAACCCCUAUUCAAGUUGAGAUCAGCAUUCACGAAGAUGGCAGUGCAGACUUUGACUUUACUGGCACCGGUCCAGAAAAUUUGACGAACCUCAACGCCCCCAAGAGCGUCUGCCUCUCGGCCAUCAUCUACUGUCUUCGCUGCCUCAUCAAUGACGAUAUCCCUCUCAACCAAGGUUGUCUAGCCUCAAUUCGCGUUAUCAAUCCGGAAGGUACUAUACUAAACCCCUCAACCGAUGCCGCCGUCUACGCAGGCAACACCCAGACCAGCCAACGUGUUGUCGACGUGAUUCUGCGUGCUUUCGGGGCCUGCGCCGCAAGUCAAGGGUGCAUGAACAGUAUGAGCUUCUUUGGCGGCCGUGAUGCCACACCCGGGAAGGGCUACAGCUUUGCCUAUGGCGAAACAGUCUGCGGCGGUGCGGGUGCAGGGCCGACCUGGGACGGUGCCAGCGCGGUCCAUUCCCACAUGACCAACACUCGCAUUUCGGACCUCGAGAUCCUCGAGAAGCGCUAUCCCAUCAUCUUGCGCGAGUUCACGCUGCGCCAGGGAUCAGGCGGGCGUGGUCUGCACCCCGGAGGGCUGGGGGUAACCCGUGUGGUGGAAGCCAGAGAGCCCAUGACCUUCUCCAUGAUCUCGGAGCGCAGAGUGACGAGGCCAUAUGGGCUCAAUGGUGGCUUUGAUGGCCAAGUUGGUCAAAAUCUCGUCAGACGGGCUGGCGCGGAGGGGAAGGGUGGACGAGUGCUCAGUUUGGGGCCCAGGGGAGUGGUUAAGAUGCAGAAAGGUGAUCAGUUUAUUGUUCACACACCAGGUGGAGGGGGUUGGGGCACGCCUGUCUAG
This is a messenger RNA of Amorphotheca resinae ATCC 22711, 3831 nucleotides long. RefSeq lists its product as hypothetical. Gene Ontology annotation, molecular function: 5-oxoprolinase (ATP-hydrolyzing) activity. Gene Ontology annotation, cellular component: cytosol. The record is from RefSeq and is a predicted model, not a curated record. The transcript is spliced from 7 exons. Bases 1 to 3831 code for a protein of 1276 amino acids. Gene Ontology annotation, biological process: glutathione metabolic process. Lineage: Eukaryota; Fungi; Ascomycota; Leotiomycetes; Helotiales; Amorphothecaceae.